Colletotrichum siamense is the source of this 1962-nucleotide messenger RNA. RefSeq lists its product as uncharacterized. NCBI's taxonomy places the organism in Eukaryota, Fungi, Ascomycota, Sordariomycetes, Glomerellales, Glomerellaceae. Gene Ontology annotation, biological process: nuclear envelope organization. Gene Ontology annotation, cellular component: meiotic nuclear membrane microtubule tethering complex; nuclear envelope. The transcript has a single exon. The record is from RefSeq and is a predicted model, not a curated record. Bases 1 to 1962 code for a protein of 653 amino acids. Gene Ontology annotation, molecular function: protein-membrane adaptor activity.
AUGGCAGAGAGAGUGGGACAAGAGCAACAGCGUGAUUUCGAGGAACAGCAAAAGCUUCGGCGCGAACGUGCAACGCGACUUCAGACAUGGCCAAAGAUUUACGCUCCCAUUUACACCUGGACCAACACUGCUCGUCCCGAUAGGCCAUCCCCGGUAGAUGACGACCCAAGAGAUCCAAUGGACGAUGAACAAGACGAUUCGUCAAGGCAGAUACCCAGGGACCAGAUGGGCUGGCACGCACGGAUCAUGUUUACGUUGGCAGACGCUUUUGUGGAAGUUCUUAGCUUCCUCAUGUCUCCUGAAGCGUGGCUCAUCAAGGCAGUGCUGGCCGGCCUAGUGUCGUGCUUUCUUGCGUGGGCUUUCUACGCAGGAAUCUCCUCAUUUCCUGCUGGAGGCCUUGGUGGAAUACAUUGGUACGGACUGUCCGACAUUAGUCAUAACUUGGGUCAGUUCGUGCCGCUAUGGAUGGCGGCACCAUCCACCAUUUUUAGUGACAGAGAUACGAGGGAGCACUCUCGACAACAACGCGAGCACGAUUACGCAAUCAGAGAUCUGACAUUGGCCUCGGACCUUCAAAAACGUUCGAUUGAUAGACUCGAACAAAUUGUGCCAAAGGUUGUCCAUAUGACCCUGGACAAAGAUGGGCGGCCCAUCGUUGGAGAAGGCUUCUGGUAUGCCUUGCGAGACUUGAUGAAAGCCGACAAGGAAGUUUUGACCCUGGGUACAGCGAAGGGUGGCUAUCAUUUCAUCUCCGACGAACACUGGCGGGCGAUCAGAGAUAAGCUCAAAAAGGACCCCGAUUACCAAAAGGCGACCAACCCCCCUGAUCCAGGCGUCUCAGCUUCCGACGUCGAUAACAUUUUCCAGAACAAGCUUUCCAAGUCUUGGGAGGGGUGGCUGCGGAGCAACAACGAGAAGGUGGCUAAGAUUUUGGAGCCUGCCUUUGGCACCUCGAUUCCGGAUAAGAUCGAGAAAGACCUCGACCAGAAGAUCGAGAAGUAUGUGAAGGAUCUCAACAAGGACAAGGGAAUUACAGAUAUUGUGGUCACGCGGAAGGAGUUCAUUGGACACCUGAACAACGAACUUACCACUCAUCGCGCCGAGGUCAGGGCCGAAGCCGAGGAGUUAAAGAAGAACCUCGAGCAGUACAUCGCCCAGUCAGUCGACCUUGCCAUGAGCAAGGCCCCUCCUUCCGGCGUCUCCCGAACAGAGAUGAUACACAUUGUCGACGACAUGAUCCGCCAGGCGAUUGCAAAUGCCGGACUGGAGGCCCUUGCGAAGGGCACUAUCGGAGCAAACUGGAAUCAGGAACUUAGCCGCCAGGUCAACUAUCUCACAGUCGGUAGCGGUUCUAUCGUCGACAUCAAGCACACGUCGCCGAAUUACAAGCCGGAGUUCGUCGGGCCGAUAGGAUCUCCCGCCUGGCUGAAGAGCACGAGACGAAGCCCCUGGGUCUUACAACCCGCCAAGACCCAAACGCGCUGGGACGAUGAUGGCGAAUGCUGGUGCGGCCGGCCAACAGUAAGCAAAAAUGGGAAGCAUCUGGGCGUGUUUAUCUCCUACUUGCUCAGUCAUGAGAUUGUUCCACGACAUGUCGUCGUCGAGCAUAUCUUGCCCGGCGCCACCUUGAAUCCCGACGCCCGGCCUCAGGACAUUGAGAUCUGGGCGUACAUCUCAGAGAUCAACAUGCGCCAGCGCGUGGAGGACUUCUCGGCCAGUCAUUUCCCCGAACCAGACACGGCAUCACGCAAGAAGUGGUUGUCGGAUGGUUGGGUCAAGAUCGGCCAGUUCACGUACGAGAGCAACGACACCAUCAACGGAAUCUACGUCCACCAGCUCAGCCCUGAGUUGGUGAAGCUGGGAGCUUCGACAGAUCACAUCACCAUUCGUGCGGUGAACAACUAUGGCGCCGAUCACACCUGUAUUUACAGGGCACGUCUCUUUGGCGAGAGAUUGGUUUAA